Molecule: messenger RNA, 4634 nt
Organism: Chrysemys picta bellii (western painted turtle)
Lineage: Eukaryota; Metazoa; Chordata; Testudines; Emydidae
Gene: YOD1
Product: YOD1 deubiquitinase
Biological process (GO): endoplasmic reticulum unfolded protein response; protein deubiquitination
Cellular component (GO): nucleus; cytosol
Molecular function (GO): cysteine-type deubiquitinase activity
Source: RefSeq, a predicted model, not a curated record
UCGCGAGACUUGGCGGGGCAGCUGCCCCGGCCAUUUUGCUGGGGCAGCAGAGUUGGGAGCCCCGGCCCCGGAGGAGGAUGCUGCGGCUGCGUUGCAAGGCUCGGAGCGGCUCCCACCCGCUGCCCGGCCUCACGGCGCAUUCCCGCCUCCGGGAGCUGCAGGCCGCCCUGGCCGCCCUCACCGGGGUGCCGGCCCCGGCCCAGCGCCUCCUGCUCGGCUUCCCCCCGCGGAGCCUUGAUCUGAGCGACGGGGAGCGGCGGCUGGGGGAGCUCGGCAUCCACUCAGGUGAUACUCUAAUUGUUGAAGAGGACACAACCAAACCCAAGAAUGAGUCACCUGUAAUUGCAAAAAGGAGUGUCCCUACUUUGGUCAGGGAAGCACUGCCUGUACUUGCAAGGAGGGUUGUUCCAGCAGAUAACUCCUGUCUCUUCACAAGCAUAUUCUAUGUGGUAGAGGGAGGCAUUUAUGAUCCAGCAUGUGCUCCGGAGAUGCGCAGUCUUAUAGCCCAGAUAGUGGCAAGUGAUCCAGAGUCCUAUUGUGAGGCAGUACUAGGGAAAACCAAUGAAGAGUAUUGUGAGUGGAUCAGAAGAGAAGAUACAUGGGGAGGAGCCAUUGAAGUAUCCAUUCUGUCUAAGUUUUAUCAGUGUGAAAUCUGUGUAGUGGAUACACAGACAGUCAGAAUUGACCGUUUUGGGGAAGAUGCUGGCUAUGCUAGGCGGGUCCUUCUGAUUUAUGAUGGGAUUCAUUAUGAUCCACUUGAACGUAAAAUCCCUGACUCAGACGUCCCUCCCCUGACCAUUUUCUCAACAAAUGAUGAUGUUGUUCUUGCACAAGCAUUGGAAUUGGCAGAUGAAGCCAGACGAAAGAGGCAGUUUACUGAUGUAAAUCGCUUUACACUAAGAUGCAUGGUGUGCCAGAAGGGGUUAACUGGACAAGUGGAAGCCAGAGAACAUGCCAAGGAGACUGGGCAUGCGAACUUUGGAGAAGUGUGACAUCUACAUGAGGAUGGUUGCAUCUACUACCUCACUGCCCCAGAAUAAGAUUCUGGGUUUUCAGAUAAGCUAUAUGUAAGCAUACAAAACUCCCUUCGAAGCUUGAAAAGCCCUCUUAACUUAAUGAAUGAGAUGCACAGGUUUGUUAUGGAUAGUGUGCAGGUUUACAGAUAGGUAUGCGGUAGUGACACACUUUUCCCAACUAGUUUGAAAUAGGUAACUUCUUGCAUGCUGAUUUUAAAGUAACUGGCAGCUGUUUGUUGUAUGUUAGCAGCUAAAAGUCCUGACUCCUGAAGAACCUUAUUUUCUGAUGGAGAAGCUGCUGUGUGACAUGGCUGGACAUGCAUACAAUACUGUACCUAGAGUUACAUAGACUUAGAGUAACAGUUGCAAUCUAAACUCUGAAUUAUUGGGUUUAGUUAUAAUCUUUCAGUACUUGUAAACUGGUCUUAGUUUGGCAUAUUCAUGUGCCUAUCAGCAUUUUGUACGAAGAGUUACAUAGUAACUCUUCUAUAUUCAAGCGAUUUUUGCAACAGAGAUGCCUAUAGUGCAUACUUCAUAUAGAAAUGGUAACACCAAAGUUGCCCUGUAUUAGGUCACAAUGAACAAAAGUAGAAUGUACAGUCUGAUAGUGGCUGUAGUGAGAGCCUUUUUAAAAUUAAUGAGUAGAUAGUUAAGUACCCAAUAAAUUUAAUAUUUUUCCAUAGAUACUACUUGAAAUGUAGUUUAGUUGCUUGAAAAUUAACUGUCAACCCCUCUGUUUACACUACAUCAGGAUGUUGGCAUGUUUCUUGAAAUACUUGGAUCCUUGGUAACAAUAUGAUCUCAAUUCCAGCAAGAAGGAAUUACAGUAAUUGAGAUUCAAAAUUACAGAUUGUAUUGGUUAAACAUUAAAAUACAGUUUUGCUUAAAUGUGGCUGUUCUUGUGGCCACUGAAAGUGUUAGUAAGUUGUACUGGGCUCCAGAUAUUGUGUUAGCACUUUUUAAUCUUUGGUUCUCACUCUUUUACAGUUCAAAGGCUUGUUCUUUUUUCAGAAGGUCAGAACAUUUAUCCAAAAGGGAAAAACUUGAAGUUUUUGUUUGCAUUCUGCCAGGUGCCCUUUAACUUGCUUGAUUUCUCCCCAGUGAUUAAGUAGCAAGACCUCUAUUCUAAUAGGGAAUGGAGCAGUUUUUCACAACAAAAUAAGCUAGGUAAAAUGCUCUACUUCUGAAAUGACAAAAGCAGGGAUGUCAAAACUGGUACAAUAAAGAAAUCUCACUUUAUGGGGGAGUGUGAGGCUUAAUGUAGAGUGCUUUGAUAUCAUCUAAAUUAAAGAUGCUGUAAAUGUGCUUAUUACUGAAAUUAUUUCUUAGAAUGCCUCAACACGUGUGUGUUAAGGCAUUUAAACUCUUUUAGCCAUGUUUUGUUACUUUUGUUCUGGGUCUGAAAUGCCUUCUGAAUGCUUGUGCAAAUGGGGAACAAAGAUACACAUCUUCAUAAUAAAGUAGCAAUGUGUCAGCUUCAGGAAUGGAAACUUCUAGUUAUUCAAAGACAAACAAUUUACUACGGCUAUCCUGACUAAAGCCCUGAUUCAGGAAAGCCCCCUUAAGCAUCUACUUAAGUAAUUUCCUGAAUUGGCGCCCUCAUGCAUAUCUAAGUAUAGGGAUAGUUCUAUGGACCCUCCUUGGAACGUGCCUGUAGUUACAUGUGCAUAGGGUGUCUUGCUGGAUUAAGGUCUAUACAAAGUAGUAUAUAAAUAGUAUAAUCACCAAGAGUAUAACGGACCAGAAUUCUUUUGCUCAGUAUUAAGUUACAUUGCACUCAUGAGUUUGUUACAGAAAUCAAGUUAGCUGCCAGUGUUAAACCGACUUAGGUUUUAGACUUGUUUUAAACUGUUUUUAAUGCUCGACUAGAAGCAGAUGCUUAAAGCUAGGAACAUGAAAGAUACUGUAUUAUAAACACUUGAGAUGGAACUUGGGUUACUGACUAGACCAAGGGACUAUCAGACUCCUACAUUAUAUUCCCAACUUUGUCAGUGAAUGGGUGACACACCCUGGACAAAUUGCUACACCUCAGUCUGUAUAUUCAUCUAUAAAAUGGCUAUAAUAUCUACCUCACAGAGGUAUUGUGAGGCUAAUGGAUUGAUGUUUGUAAAGUGCUUGGAUGAAAGGUGCUACAUAAGUGCAAAGUACUAUUAUUUUGUGCCAUGUUAGCAAACUUAUUCUUGGCUUUUGGGAACAUAACUUCUGUACAGCAAAAUCCUUUAGUUUUGUGCUCUGGAAUCUGCAAUAUAAGACUUGAUAAAUCUUUGCAUAUGUUGUAACCAAGUCCAAACUAUCUGCAGUGGAUCUCUAAAGUGGAUAGCAUGGUCACAAGUGUUUAUUUGCCCUGGUCUAAUACUAAAAAAAAGAGUCUGCUUUAUUUAAUUGAAUCUUCUAUAUUGUAUUUAAUGCAAGUGUCAUUCUCAUUGCUUGAAUGUGUUUUUAGUUACCUAGAAAAUCAGAUGAUUUGGAUCUGAAAUCACAACUGAACUGCUGUAAUACUUGUUCAGAUUUUUUUAGUGUAACAAUUAACUUUGAAAAAUUAAGACAUUGAAUUUUAACAGAGCAGAGUAAUUUACAGAAUCUAAGAGAUGGAAAGUGGUCAGUUACCUUCCUCCCAAGCAGAAAAUCUAAAUUUUCUGGGGGGAUAAAUUGUAAAAUAUAUUUGAAAAAGCAACUUCACAUGUUUUCUCUUAUGGUAAGACCUUAUAAAUUUGUGCUAGCUUCAUUAUGUCUGAUUACUACUAGCAUGUGUGUGCCCUUUUUUUACAGUACAGACAUGGAAAUCUCUCGUAUUUCCUUAUCUCAGGGGAAUUAACCUCUGACUUUUUCAACACCUCUGUUAAUUGACUUGCACUGAAGCAUUACUACUUGAGGCUCCAAGAUACUAAUUGUGGACACUUCGUAAAAUUAGUUUUUCAAGACCGCAUGGAACUUAAGCUCAGGUAACUGGCAUUUGGGGAUGAAGCUUGUCAUCUGUCCAUAAUGACCCCAAAAAUACCAUCAGAUAUGGAUGGAUGUCUUUACAACUCCCUCCAAAUAUUAUUAGCACUAAUUUCCAUGCUGAAAGUUUCAGCUGAGACUAGAGAUUGAAUGGGCCAUGGAAACUGAACUUCCUACCCCUAGAGGUAGAUUCCUUGGUAAAGGUUGAAGCACACUACUAUCCUUUUGAAGCUGGCCUGUGCGGGACUAGUUCUGAUUAAUUAUAGGACUUCAGCUUCCAUGUUGCCAAUCUGGCCCUUUUCACCAGCACUCAAUUCCUUUUCCUGAAGAAGGGAGGAAAGAAGCAUAACAAACUAAUCAUGUGGCCUUUCACAAACAUUUUAUAUUGCAUGAAGAAAUGCACAUCUCAUGAUUUUCACAGCACUUUAAAAGCUUGUCAAAGUUUACAUGUUUAGCAGUGUUUUGCAGGGACCUAGCCUGAUGUAAGUUUGGUGUUGCAGUAAAAUAACAGUGAACAAUUUCUAAAAAUCUUGUUACUAAAAACAUACCCAUGUAUUCCAGUGACAUAACAUCCUGUUGUUGUUUUAUCAUUAGCACAGGUUAUUUUAAGUAUUUCUUAAAACAUGUGCCCUAUAUUGCAAAACAUUAUUGCAUCAAUAAAAGUGUGAUUUAUGCAUA